Molecule: messenger RNA, 1338 nt
Organism: Hyla sarda
Lineage: Eukaryota; Metazoa; Chordata; Amphibia; Anura; Hylidae
Product: membrane-spanning 4-domains subfamily A member 4A-like
Exons: 8
Coding region: 395-1090 (231 amino acids)
Cellular component (GO): membrane
Source: RefSeq, a predicted model, not a curated record
AUAUAUUAGACAGGCGCUGAGCGAUGUGUCCUCCUGUUCUGACAGCUGUGAGGCGAGUGUCAGAAGCCCGGAAACGCCUGACAGGAGAUGACCUCGCUGUCAGGUGAUCUCUCGAUGAAGCGAUGAGCGUUCGAGAUGCGAGAGUGCAGUGACUGUUGAAGGGUGGAGAAGAAGAGGACAGGGCUCUUGCUGAAUAUGGCGGUGAUAACGCAGUUUAAAAGAAAAGAAGAUGCGCAAGAUACAGGGUAAUGGACCAGGAACAACCUUGAUUUAAUUCUUUUCAAGCAGUAAAUGAAACCGGAGAAGGCUGUUAAAUUGUGACUAUUAAAACAUUGUAUUCUUGGGUAAAGAAGGACUUCAGCCUCAGAAACCAGAAACACAUGCUAAAGGUUCCAUGAUGUCGUCACCUGUAACUGAAGGAAACAAACAAAACUUUUCUGAGAAUGAUCAACAGGGGAAUACAUCCAUUCCAAUCAUAUUCACUGCACCUUAUGAGGGUCAACAGCCUCCAACCUUCCCUCAGUUUACUCAUGCGUUACUAUUCCACCAGAUUUUUCUGAAAGGAAAACCAAAACCUUUGGGAAUUGUGCUGAUUGUGGCUGCCAUCCUGCAGGUUGCCCUGGGAAUUGCAGGUCUAUUCACCACAUUUGCCGUUUCCAUAGUAAUGGGUAUACCAUUCUGGGGCUCAGUGUUUUACAUUAUUGCUGGAUCCCUCACAAUUGCAGCACAAGUGGCCCCGAACAUAUGUCUGGUGAAAGGUUCUUUGGGUCUAAACAUUAUUACUGCAAUCGUAAGCUUUAUCGGUUUUAUUUUGACCUGUGUGGAUUUAUUUGUCAUCGAUAAUUUCCCUGACUAUGAGUACUAUAUCAAUGGCUCACGUGCUGGCGGGUCCUUUGUCCUUGCAAUUCUUUUGAUCACCAAUCUUCUGCUGUUUUCUGUGUCCAUUUCUGUUUCGGUGUUUGGAUGUCAGGCUCUGUGUCACUCACCUAGUAAUGCUUCUCAGAUAUUUUUGGUACAAAAUGACACUGUGAUUGCAGCACCUCCACCACCGUAUGGGGUUAUAGAUAUCAAAAGCCCUACUGUGGAAUAAUUCUAUGUGAUGGAACUAUGAGAGGAGACUGUGAUUAUUCUAUAUACCAUCUUAACCACACCAUUACCAGGCUCAAGCAUAUGGAUCAAAGAUUGUAUAUCAGAUCAUACUUUUUAUACUUUUUAAAAUUCUACUGUUCUAUAUGAUUAAAAUGUAACAAUAAAUGUAUAUUGACCAAAGAUUUGUUUUUGAAAUAUAAAGAGUAGAACUUUAAGGAACACUUCAGAAAACACAUAUGAGCUAUUUUC